Molecule: messenger RNA, 1400 nt
Organism: Planococcus citri (citrus mealybug)
Lineage: Eukaryota; Metazoa; Arthropoda; Insecta; Hemiptera; Pseudococcidae
Product: regucalcin-like
Exons: 5
Coding region: 254-1216 (320 amino acids)
Biological process (GO): L-ascorbic acid biosynthetic process
Molecular function (GO): calcium ion binding; gluconolactonase activity
Source: RefSeq, a predicted model, not a curated record
GCCAAUGCCCACCCUCAAUACAACUCGAGUUCGUUGGUCGUCGUGGUCAUGAUGUGGUCGUGCCCCUCGAUUUUCGUUAAAUUUCCAAGGACAAAUACCUGGUUAUCGAGAAAAUCCAUUCGGGUUUAUUUAUUAUUUUAUCUUUUAUUUGAAUAAACUUCGUUGAGUAUUUUUUUUUCUACAAACAAACAUUUCUGAAGGACGACCGUAUUGAUAAAUUUUCAGUGUAUUUUUCCAAUGGUAAAUUUUCGCAAUGAAGAAAAAUCCAAAAUCCACGAGUAAGGCUCCAGUAGAGCCAAAAGUCACCUCAGUAUUCGGGCCAUUAAUUUUGGGUAAAUCUUUAUUCUACAAUGAUGUCUGUCAGCAGCUGUAUUUCGUCGAUACGCAUUCGUACGACAUACACAGAUUUGAUCCUAAGACAAACGAGCACAUAAUUGCGAAGCUAGGUGAAUUGCCCUUAGCGUUCGUAAUCCCCGUAGCGACGAUUGUAAAUCAUUUUAUAGUCGGGGCAGGACCGCAGAUAAUAGAAAUAACGUGGGAUGGUAAGAGCGAAAAUAUAGAACAGCAGAAAGUACUCCAAACUGUCGACAAGUCUUACGGAUGUGGUAUCAAUAACGCAAUCGUUACCCCUCGCGGAUCGCUGUUUAUCAGCACGUUCAGCGAAACAGAAUCGGGUGAAACCCAAUUUGGUAAAUCUGCCAUACUCAAGUAUAAAAAUAACCAGCUUACGCCCGUCCUCACCAAAUUAUCCAUACCGAAUGGCAUGACUUUUAGCCUUUGCGGGAAGACGUUUUAUUUAGCCGAUUCUCAUACGACGUCGGUUGAUUCAUUUUGCUAUAAUGUCGAAACGGAAGAAAUAUCGAAACGAGAAGUAUUUUUUGAUUUUGUCCAACAUCAAAUUGAGGGAAACCCAUAUAACGUAAUGACUGAUGGUGAUGGACGAAUAUGGGUCUCUGCUUGCGGAGGAAAUUUGAUGAUUCGAGUCUGUCAACACGAGAAAAAAGAAAUACUACGAGUGAAAUUCGAAGCAAGCGUAAUCACAUCGUCAUGUUUCGCCACAUCAUUUCUACGUGAAAUGUACGUAACCACAGGACGAUACAGAUUAACCGAAGAAGAACUAGAACGGUACCCAAAAUCGGGUUAUUUCUUCCGUCUUACGAAUCUAGGUUCCAUUAAAGGUCUACGCUGCCGAGCAUUCUGUCCAGACAAUAAAUAGCUGUAAAUUUUCUAACCCCAUUUACCUACAUCUCGCAAGUUUUCAAAUCCAAAUUCCAUUUCGUUACCAAAAUUUCUGUGAUACCAAAAUCGUCAAAAUCGAAGUACACCUAUAUACGAGCUUUUACACGUCUUAUUUUUAGUAAAAUGUAAUUUUCGGAUAAAAUAUACGCCAUAUUACGUAA